This is a messenger RNA of Rotaria sp. Silwood2, 700 nucleotides long. NCBI's taxonomy places the organism in Eukaryota, Metazoa, Rotifera, Eurotatoria, Philodinida, Philodinidae. The record is from the annotation of a GenBank genome assembly.
AUGACGACAAAACGACGAUUAAAACGUUAUAUACCAAAUUUAAGUGAACUUGAAUAUGAUUUACAAUGUGAAUGGGGUGCAGAAUGUUGUGUUCGAUUAAAUGAUCUUAAAGAAUUUUAUCGACAUUUGGAUGAACAUCUUUCUAAUUAUAUUAAUCAAUAUCAACAAGUGCCAAAUUUAACAUGUCAAUGGCGUAAUUGUGGUCAUGUAGAAGAAUUUGAUAUAUCAUCAUUUAUUCGACAUGUACAAUUUCAUGGUUUUCAUACGAAACUAAAAUAUCUUGGAAUGAAAACAUGUGAACAUAAUCAUCCUAAUAUUCCUCCAUGUCAAAAAUCAAGUGAAAAUCGAAAUAUUAUUCCUGAUCUACCUGUAGAAUUUCGUUGUUCAUGGGGAGAUUGUCAGUUUACUAAUAGUCAUGCACAACUUUUCUAUGAACAUGUUAAUCAACAUGCUGGCUCUGAUGUCUGUCUUUGGAUAGGUAAAAUUUCAAAAAUUUUUCUUUGUUUUUUUCCUAUGUACGUCAACAAUGAUAAUAGGAGGUUUUAUUGACGUUCAUCAAAAUCCAUCAUUCAUAGACCAAAAAAAACAAAAUAAUCAUAAUUGAUUUAGAUUAAGGGAGACCAAAAAAAAGAAAGCACCGUGCACGAUCCGAUCACUUAACGACUACCGGUGAUUGAACCAUGAAGGUUGUUGAUGGUUU